Clonostachys rhizophaga is the source of this 738-nucleotide messenger RNA. Lineage: Eukaryota; Fungi; Ascomycota; Sordariomycetes; Hypocreales; Bionectriaceae. The record is from the annotation of a GenBank genome assembly.
AUGGGAAAAUCAAGAGCUGGUCAUGGUAUAGCUGUGAAGCUGGAAGUUGCGAAGCGACAUGGCUUUGACGGCAUCGAACUUGUCAUGGAAUGCCUCGAAAGCCAUUCCGAGUCUGAAAAGUUUGCCAGUCACAAGUCUCGUGCCGACCGUUUGCGCGCUGCGGCCCUGGACAUUCGCAAGAGCGCAAGUGCUCUGUCGUUGGACAUCGUUACGCUGAACCCCUUUGGAGCCUUCGAUGGGCUUGCGAAAGAGGAGGAUGUUGAGGUGCGCCUCCAAGAGGCCGAGCUUCGGCUCCAGAUCUGUCAGGUCUUACAGGCCCCGAUCCUUCAGCUUGCCUCAUGCAUUUAUCCCCUACAAAAGCAUCUCACCGCGGACCCACUCAAAAUCGCAGCCAACCUGAAGCGGCUGGGGCUUCUGGCUCAGAAAUACAAUAUAAUCGUGGCAUUUGAGGGAGUAGCCUGGGUUAUUGAUGUAAAUACCUGGCAGCAGGUUCGAGAUAUCCUUGGCCAUGUUGAUCUACCUAACGUUCGCCAUUGUAUCGACACCUUUCACAUUGCGGCUAAAGAAGCGGGAGACCCAUUCAAUUUAUCAUCGCCCGUCAAGGCUGAUGGUGUCGCCAGACUACGAAACAGCAUGGCAGAGUUCUCGCGGACGGUCAAACAUCCCGGACGAGUGGGCGAGGCGAGGUAUGCAAUCUUGGGCCAGGGUGGCAAAACACUGUUCUAUAUACUCGGAUAA